Habropoda laboriosa is the source of this 4995-nucleotide messenger RNA. It is a transcript of the gene Cdk12, whose product is annotated as cyclin-dependent kinase 12. Gene Ontology annotation, cellular component: cyclin/CDK positive transcription elongation factor complex; nucleus. The transcript is spliced from 12 exons. Gene Ontology annotation, molecular function: cyclin-dependent protein serine/threonine kinase activity; ATP binding; cyclin binding. The record is from RefSeq and is a predicted model, not a curated record. Gene Ontology annotation, biological process: positive regulation of transcription elongation by RNA polymerase II; protein phosphorylation; transcription elongation by RNA polymerase II. The coding region runs from base 187 to 4605 and encodes 1472 amino acids. NCBI's taxonomy places the organism in Eukaryota, Metazoa, Arthropoda, Insecta, Hymenoptera, Apidae.
GAACAUUUAAUUGUUACAAUAGCUAUUAAUUUUUAUCAAAUUUCACUCGUGGCCUACGAAAUGUGUUGAAACUGUUUACUGAACAACGAACGUAACCAUUACAUUCAUCGCUACGUUGGACCAGCUCGAUGCAAAGAAAUCCAACAUUCAGCGUGAUAUCACAAGAUUUAUAUUGCACUAGGUGACAUGCCUAGCAGCCGUGAUAUUGAACGAGCUGAACGUAAUGGAAGAUUUCGAUCACGUAGAAGAGGUAGUACCAGCAGUGAUAUAAAUCGACAUAGUUUUGAAGCACCUGACAAAAAGCAUAGGAGGCAUGGAAAAAGCAAAAGUUCUGGAAAGAAGAAAAAAAAGAGAUCAAGAGAUAAGUCUAUAGAAAAUGUUCCAACUGUAGCUUCUUCCAUUGUUAAACCUUUGGUUGAGUACUCAGAUGUGAGUAGUGAAGAUUUAUCUGAACCAGAAGCUGGAGAAAUUCAGUCAGAAGAUAGUAGGGGUAAUAGCUAUACAGAUGGAGAAGUACCUGAACCAGUUUUACAGAGACGUUAUUAUGGUGGGAGUCCAGUGCGUGCUCUUGGAGCAUCUCCUAUUAGUCUUUCACCAUCUCCACCUGCUCAGCAUAGGCAUUCUAAUAGACACUAUUCACCAAAUGAACAGCAACCUUCAGCAAUGCAAACACCUGAAUAUGAAGAAGAAUCUAGAAGAUAUGCAAGAAGAAAAGAGAAAAAACACAAACGAGAGAAGAAAAAGAAAAGAAGUCUCAGUCCUUCAUCUAGUUCGGGAAAAAAGAAAAAACGAAAGUCCAAAAGACAUUCUCACAGUUUAAGUCCACAUCGUAUUGCAGAUGAAAUUAUUAUAAGUCCAGAACAUGAAAAACCAGUUGGAAAUUGGUCAGAGUCACCACCUUUGCCGUUGAAAGACAGCACGUCGCCAAUAUCGCCUGCAACACCACAAGAACAAAGAUGUUUGAGUGAUGUAGAACUUGAAAUAACAAGGCAACCUCGAAAUGUAACUCCUCCACUACUUCCUCCCAGACCAACAGAAUCUCCGCAUACCCCUUUGUUACCCCCAAGAACGACAACGCCAGAGAGUAAUAAAGCAAGCUUAUCUACAAUGAAACAUACACCUGAAAGACAGAAGCAUAGUCCUAGUAUUCAUACUCGACGUAGUAGCGUUAGCCCAGGACCCACUAUUAGCUCAAGUCGUAGGAGACCUCAUAGUCCAAGUCCACCAUCAAGACGAAGGGACCAUAGCCCAACAAGAAGAAGAGACUUUAGUCCAAGUCCAAUGGUGCAUAGACUUAGGCAUAGUCCUAGUCCUUCCACAAGAAGAAGAGAAUUUAGUCCGAGUCCUGUAAGUCAUCGACGUAGAGAUCCUGUUAGUUCACCAUCGUCGAGCAAACGUAGAAGAAGAGACGAAUCUGAACGUCGACACAGACAUCAUGAAAAAGACAGAAGAGAUAAAAGGAAAUCAAGAUCGACCAGAAGUCCUACUGGAAGCAGACUGCAUUUACCUCUUUCUCGUUCACGAUCGCGAAGUCCUGGAAGAUGGCGGAAAUUACAAUCACGCUCAAGGUCACGUUCACGAAGAAGAAGUCGUACUCCGAAAAAAUCUCGUUCUCCUAGCAAGUCCCACAAAUCCACAAGGAAACACAAAUCAAAGAGUCCUCGUCCUUCGAGAAUACCUUCGCCAUCUCCUCAUAGAUCCAGAGCAAGAAGUCCGUCAAGUAUAACGGCAAGAAAUCUUAGAGUACAGGCAAAGAUUAGUGAAACUAGUUUAUUUGCUGAACUCGUAAAGGAUAGGAAUAUGAGGGAAUUAGCAUAUAAGAAGUUGCAAGCAGCUAAAGAAAAAGCGGUUAACCAAGAUGAAGUUCAAAUUAUAGAAGGUACUGACGAAAAAGACGGCAGCAAUGCAUCUUCAGAAAAUAAAGCUUCCACUGACAAUAAGGAGAAAUACUUAAAUCACAAGGAACAAUUGAAGACGACAAACGAAAGUAUAAAGCCUGUUGAUCUUGUGGAUAUUCCUGUUCCAAUGUCAGAUGAUAGUGGAAUCGCGGGGAAAACACCACCAUUACCAAUGGCACAAACUGUCAAUGCACCGAAUGUAAUAUCUGGUGCUAUUCAGCAUUCUUCAACGAUUGUAUAUACUUCACCUACAACAACUACAUCUAGUAGUUGUCCAGUGACUCUUACAAGCAGUCCAAAUUUCCCAACCGUUGCAAAUGUACAAGCGCCCCCAUUGCCACAAUCUGAACCUGCAAAUACGAUAGGUUUACCACAAGUAUCCAUGCCAGUGCCUAUUCCUGUACCAGUACCUGUUCUCCCUAACUUAUCUGUUCCACCUCCACCUAUACCUAUACCAGUUCCAGCGCCAAACACGGCUAUGUCUAAAUUUAAUCCUCCUAAUAAUUUAGUUCCUCUUAAGUCUGUAGAUCCUCCUAAACCACCUAUCGUGGCAUUCAAAACUAAAAGUUUAUCAAGAUUGCCAUUGCCACCUGGAAUUAAUCAAAAUGAUUUAGAAAGUAUAGACUCUCCGCCGAGUCGGUCUCCAAGUCCACCUAGUAAGGCACAAAUGAAAUUCCCAGCGUCAGCUCCGAAACCACCUCAAAAGAAGAGUAUUAAAGACUUACCUAUGCCACCGGUUGUUCCUGGAUCAGAAGAUCUAAGUGGAGAAGAUGAUCCAAAUGCAACACCGCCACGUACAAAAGUGGAGCGUGUUCCACCAAAACCGAAAUUAAAAAGACCAAAAAUUUUGAAGCGUAGAAGUUCCAGAAAUUGUCACACUCCUAUGUCGGUUUCAAGUGGCAAAGAUUGGGGAGAGCGAUCUGUUGAUGUGUUUGAAGUCAUAGCUCAAAUAGGAGAGGGUACUUAUGGACAAGUUUACAAAGCGCAGGAUAAGCGAGCUGGCGUACUUGUUGCAUUGAAGAAAGUUCGUCUGGAAAACGAGAAAGAGGGAUUCCCUAUUACAGCUGUACGCGAAAUAAAAAUUUUACGGCAACUUAAUCACAAAAAUAUUGUCAAUUUACGAGAAAUAGUCACGGACAAACAAGAUGCUCUGGACUUCAGGAAGGACAAGGGUUCAUUCUAUCUUGUAUUUGAAUAUAUGGAUCACGAUUUGAUGGGUCUCUUAGAAUCUGGGAUGGUCGAUUUUAAUGAAAUGAAUAAUGCAAGCAUUAUGAAACAGUUAUUAGAUGGAUUAAAUUACUGCCACAGUAAAAACUUUUUACACAGAGACAUAAAAUGUUCUAAUAUAUUGAUGAAUAACAAGGGGGAAGUCAAACUAGCCGACUUUGGACUUGCAAGACUUUACAAUGCUGAAGAUAGACAACGUCCCUAUACGAACAAAGUAAUUACUUUGUGGUAUAGACCACCUGAAUUAUUGUUGGGUGAAGAACGUUAUGGGCCUGCAAUAGAUGUGUGGAGUUGUGGUUGUAUUCUAGGAGAACUAUUUUCUAAGAAACCGCUAUUUCAGGCAAAUGUAGAAAUGAUGCAGUUGGAGAUGAUUUCCAGAGUCUGUGGUACACCGACUCCUGCCGUUUGGCCUUCUGUGAUAAAAUUGCCAUUAUGGCAUACACUAAAACCAAAAAAGUCACAUAGAAGACGUUUGCGAGAAGAUUUUUCGUUCAUGCCAGCACCAGCUUUGGAUCUCUUAGACAAAAUGUUGGAAUUAGAUCCAGAAAAGCGAAUAACGGCUGCUGAUGCACUUAAAAGUGCUUGGCUGAAAAAUGUUCAACCUGAGCAGAUGCCAGCACCUCAGCUUCCUACUUGGCAAGACUGUCAUGAGCUCUGGAGUAAAAAACGAAGACGUCAGUUACGAGAGCAGCAAGAAAGCUCUGCUGGAAAGAUGCCUCUUCUUCCUCUUCCAAAUAAAGGAGGUCCCCAUAAGGCUAUUGAAGAUCUAUCUGAUGUCGGGGGGUCUUCCAAACGUUUAAAAAUGGAAGCAGGUUACAAUUCUCACCCAAAUCGUCUUGGUACGGAUUCCCAUUAUGGGGGAGAUAACUUGUUCAACCAAAGUAGACCUUAUAUGGUCUCAUCACCAUCAUAUUAUUACACUAGUCCUCCACCUGUUACACCACGGCCCAAGGGAGAUGCUAGCAGACCUUAUAUGGUCUCAUCACCAUCAUAUUUUUAUGUUAGUCCACCACCUAUUACACCAAGGCCCAAAGGAGAUACUAGCUCUCAUAUGACGGAAUUAUGCGCAGAAGAUAGUCUUGCCCGAAAAUUAAGUAUUCUAACAAACGCAUUAAAUCAGGGAAAACCAAUUCGUGUUGAAGAUCUUAUGUCACUUCGAUCAGAUAAUGAGAGUGACCCAAAAGUAGUACAGUUGUUAGGAGAAUUGCAUGCUGAACUUCGACUUGCUGCAAAUUCAAGACCAAGUGGACUGUUAGAUUCUCACCUUUCUGUACUGAAUCCACCACAUUUAGAUACAAAUGCAGCUCAGUCAGGAAAUUUUGAUGCACAUGCAAUUUAUGCUGGUGAUGAUGCAAUGAGUUCUGGAAGAUGGUCACAAGUGGCUACAGCAGGUGUUCGCAGUGCAUUAUUAGCGCUUAUGUCGCGCUAUGGUUUGGAAACUUGCAAUCCUUCCCCUGUUAUCACCCGACCCCCAGAUUGAAGUGAUAUUCCAAGAGAACACGUACACUACGAAAAUGAGGUUAGGAUGUGUGCUUCUAUACCGGCAAGCUGUAUACAAUGUGUGACAAUAUCAUGGCGAUUUGUGCUGCGGUAUGAAAGAAAUUGGCGACACGCUGUAGAUUAUUCAGUGAAGUGAUCAACAAUGCGACGUUGUGGGAAUGAAUAAUAAAUUGUUUGUUUUCUUGAGUUUAUUCGAUUCUAUAUUCGGUGUGAUAAUAAUAUACAUAAUAAAACACGCAACAAAUUAACGACAAGUGAAAAAAAGGACAGGAUAUUGAGUUGUUCGAAAAAACAAAUACCUAACCUCAUUCGUUUUACUGAUGGCUUUGUUAGAUGUUUUACGAUUUGAUUGUUCCAUAGACAAUGAUAU